This is a messenger RNA of Gastrolobium bilobum, 2257 nucleotides long. RefSeq lists its product as uncharacterized. The transcript has 8 exons. The coding region runs from base 176 to 1891 and encodes 571 amino acids. The record is from RefSeq and is a predicted model, not a curated record. Lineage: Eukaryota; Viridiplantae; Streptophyta; Magnoliopsida; Fabales; Fabaceae.
UUUUUCUACAGUCCACGAUUCUUUUUACCAUUCUCCCUGAAUGGAAAUGGUUCAUUCGGCGUUGUUUUCUUCUAACAACCGCCAAAUUGUCACUGUCUUGUUUGUUAAUGAAAAAACCGAAUCUCAUGUACUGCUUACUGUGAGUGUGAGGAGAAGAUAAGGUAGUUUGUCGACAAUGGCGGAGUUAGGGUUUCAGGAACGAAGCUCGUGGAGGCUGGGGUUAAGCAGCCCCGAGUCCAUCGUCUUCACUCUUGAAUCCAACUUGAGUCUCUUCUCCUCUGCUUCUGCCAGCGUUGAUCGAUGCUCAUUUGCAUCUGACUCUCAUGAUCACGACGCUUUUGCCUCUGAAUUCUCCCUGCAUUUGGCAGGGCAUGAGGGUGAUUUUGCUCGCGACGAUAGCUGUAGUGGUCCAGGUCCAGAUCCAAAUCCAAACAAACCUGCAGUACGCAACAACAAGAAGCACGGUCGUUUCGCCAGAAAUGGAGAAAAGGCAAAAGUUCAAAACGAGGACAGCGACGUUGAUAUUGAAGACGAAAAUCAACUACUGGAAUUGGACUCAGCAAGAAACUCUUUCUCUCUGGCCCUCAAAGAAUGUCAAGACAAGAGAUCAAGAUCUGAAGCCUUGUUGAAGAAACCUGCUCCAUUAGAUCUGAACAAUGCCACCGGAUCUUCGCCGCGCCUUGGAACUGUAAAAAAGAGUUCGUUUUCUUCUCGAAGGUCUGGCACUGCCACUUUCCCUAGUCCCGUGACACCCAAUUAUCGUGUUGCAAUGCAAAAGGGAUGGAGCUCCGAGCGAGUUCCUUCGCAUACAAGUGCUACCCGGAAGCACGUGGGUGCGGCUUUGUUGCCAUUCAACAACGGGAGAACAUUGCCUUCCAAAUGGGAAGAUGCUGAGAGAUGGAUUCUCAGUCCUGUUUCAGGAGAUGGCAUUGGGAGGGCUUCGCUUCCCCCACCCCAGAGGAAGCCAAAGUCCAAGAGUGGUCCACUUGGACCCCCUGGUAUUGCUUAUUAUUCCUUGUAUUCUCCAGCAAUGCCAAUGUUUGAAAGGGGGAAUGCAGGGAAUUUUAUGGCAGCUUCUCCAUUUUCGGCUGGUGUUAUCUCUGCUGAUGGAUUCACAACCAGUUCCACUGGCCAUGGUGGAGUACUUCCCACGAGAACAGAACCUUGCAUGGCCCGCUCAGUUAGUGUUCAUGGAUGCUGCUCUGGGAUGCAGAGUCAACCAUCAAAGCCUGCCCAAGAGGAUAAGUUUGAUGGCUUAAAAGAUGUGGGAACCGAUGUAUCUCGUGCUGUUUCGAGGAGGGACAUGGCAACCCAGAUGAGCCCACAGGGUAGCUCAUGCUCCUCUCCCAAUUUGAGGCCUUCUUUCUCUGCCUCCACUCCAUCUGCCUUGCCUGUGACAGAAUUGCGGAGUGUUUCUUUCUCUAAGGCGGAUAUCAGGGAUGUGCAGGUGGAUGAACAUGUAACCAUGACAAGGUGGUCCAAGAAACAUAGGGCCCUAUUCUUUGGCAGAGGCUCAGAAAAUGUUGAAAGCUGGAAAAGGAAGGAAAUAAGCGCUCAAUCUUCAACUUGGGACAUUUCUGAAACCUCAAAAACUGUCUCAAAGGCUAAAAGUAAGGAAGCCAAAAUCACUGCAUGGGAGAACUUGCAAAAGGCAAAAGCUGAGGCAGCAAUACGGAAACUAGAGAUGAAGUUGGAAAAGAGGCGAGCAUCCUCUAUGGAUAAGAUUAUGAACAAGCUUAGAUUGGCUCAGAAAAAAGCUCAGGAGAUGAGAAGAUCAGUUUUACCCAACCAAGUCGAGCAAGAUGUAAGAACUUCCCACAAGGCUUCAUCUUUUCUUAGAACCAGCCAGAUGCGUUCUUUGAGUGGUUGUUUCACUUGCCAUGCCUUUUAAGCAAUCUUUUCUAUUUCAGUGAAACUGGGUUUCAGAAGGAUUCAAAUGAGCCACACAUAUCAAUGAAUGAAAGGUGCACAACAGUGAGCAGCUUACCACGUUGACCCUGAUUGGUGUCGUCGCGGUUUUGCAGUCCAUGAAAUACCAGCUCCUUCUUUGAAGGUAUCAGAUAAAAUCUAAGUUCCUUGUUCCUUCACCCUCGGGUGUUGGAAUCCAAUGGUUAACAAUAUAUGUAAGGAGGCCAAACUAUAGAACAAGAUCUUUUUGUAUUUUUUUUCUCCCUACAUGACAGUAUGCCAUUCAAAACAAAUGUAAUCUAUCAAUAGUAGAACGAUAAAAGUAACCUCUAUUUUUUCGUAAAAUUUA